Molecule: messenger RNA, 1938 nt
Organism: Anopheles arabiensis
Lineage: Eukaryota; Metazoa; Arthropoda; Insecta; Diptera; Culicidae
Gene: ICA69
Product: islet cell autoantigen 1
Exons: 4
Coding region: 178-1686 (502 amino acids)
Biological process (GO): regulation of transport
Cellular component (GO): Golgi apparatus
Molecular function (GO): protein domain specific binding
Source: RefSeq, a predicted model, not a curated record
GCUGUGAAAAAUCGAUAUCUCCGAGGGAAAGGAAAAAUGAAAAUAAAACCAUACUGUCAUCCUUAAACAAACGUUUCCAAACAGCUUUCUCGCGAGGCACGCAAACGGAGGCGAACCGAGUGGAUUUCGAGCUGGCAAAAGCGGGACCCCGGACACCCAGGCACAGCACACGUUACAAUGUUAAAGUCCGAGUUUCAGCACCAAUUUUGGGUGACAAAAAAGGCUGUACAAAGGAAGUUAGGCACCAAAGAGGAUGAAAACAUUGUCGCUUCCGAUGGGGAGCUGGAUUCGAAGAUAGAGCUCUUCCGGUCGGUGGCCGACAGCUGCAGCAAGCUGUACCGCAUUAUCGACCAGUACCAGGAGCGGGUGUGCAUACUGGCGCAGGAGGAGAACUCGCUCGGCAAGUUUUUGCGCGAGGUAAGCAAGGAAAGCCCCACCACCGGCAAGAUGAUGUCCACCACCGGGAAGGCGAUCUCGUACUGUGGCCAGCAGCGGAUCGCGAUACGAGUGCCGCUGUUGCGCCUCCACCACGACGUGCACACGUUCAAGGGGCGUGCGAUUGCGGACACGCACCACACGAUACAGCAGAUGGAGCGGGAGCGUACCGAGUAUCGGGCGGCGCUCAGCUGGAUGAAGUCUGUCAGCGCUCAGCUCGAUCCCGACACCGGCCGGGGGUUGGAAAAGUUCCGCAAAGCGCAGCGCCACGUGAAGUCGGCCAAGACCAAGUUCGACAAGUAUACGCUGGACUGUUUGGAGAAGAUUGACCUGUUGGCCGCCGCCCGGUGCAAUAUGUUCUCGCACGCCCUCGUCGGAUACCAGAAUGCCAUCCUGCAGUUCGCCAAGAAGACGGACGAAACGUACAAGAACACGCUGAAGAGUUUGGCGAAAGACCCACACUAUAGCUUCUCCAUACUGAAGGAAUUGACGCAGGCCAACCCGAACGAGGAAGAGAAAGAGGGCGCUCCAGGGGAGCCGCUCGAGUGCCGUUCCGACGACCACAAGCCCGCCGAUGACGAUCAGAUGCUUUUCUUCAAGGACGACUAUAAGGACGAUGUGGGGAGCUUGAAGGGCAUUAUGGAGCCACCAACUGGCAAAGAAAACGUCCUGCAAGACGUAACACUCGAAAUCGACGCCCUUCUGUCGGGCGUCCCCGAUCUUAGUCCGAGCGGCUCCGCUGCUACUAAACCAGCGCAGGACGCUGCCGGGGCGGAUCUGCUCGGCCUAAGCUUGGAUGAUGAGUUUUCGGACUUUAUGUCGGCACCGGCACCGUUUUUGCCUUCAGCGCUGCUAACGAACUGCAUACUUACCGACGAUGGUGCGUUCGACUUUUCCGCCAGUCUGCCGCCGGACCACGGUGAUCCACUGCAGGCACUGCAGGCUAGCGAUGCUGAGCAGCCGACAGCGAACAGUGCCAGCAGCAAAUCGUCCGAAAAGGCAACGGAUAUCUUUAGCAGCUUGUUGCAAUCGUUCUCGAAGCAAGGUAGCACCACCACGGCAGGGAAUAGUUCCGAUGCUAGUGCCGGUACCGCGAAACAGGGUAAGCCGACUAGUGGCAGCAGCAGCAGCAAGACGACCGGCAAAGAUCUCAGCGGAUGGUAUCAGCUGUUUGCCGAACUGGAUCCACUCUCCAAUCCGGAUGCGAUCCCGUCGAAAACGGAUGCACCAAACAACAGCAUGGCUGCUUGAGAGCCAGGCUUGGUGCGAAUUAAUUUCCACGCGCUUAAUUUCACUACUCGAAGUCUAUCCGGUCACUAUCCGGUAUUUGUUUUUGAAGUUGUUUUGCUUUCGUGUCGUUAUCGUGAUGGGAGUGUGUGUACCCCUUCCGUUCGGUGUUUUCGGUCGUGCAUUUUUUUGGAUUACUACUACCACUGUGUACUUUGUACUCUGAAGGAUAAAUAAAAAAAAGCCACAUCCAAGUGUCUACUUACAUACAAAAAA